AUUAAGAUGUUUACAUGUCUGUACUGCACUUCAAUAAUGCGACUAAAGUAGAAUUACUCCACAUGUCUUAAUUCGAUGUGUGUUUACUUCGAUUAUGACUUUAGCCGGAUUAAGGUAACGUUAAUCAAAAAUCUCUGUUUACAUGGUACGUUAGACUCUUAAUCAGAGUACUGUCUUAAUCGUAUUAAAAUCGGAGUAUUGAUGUCCAUGUAAACGUACUGAUUCUUGUAGUGGUGGCUGGCUGGUAAACCGGUGUAGUGAAAGCUUGAUUCACAGCGGACAAAUCAAAACGUUGAACAAGUGAACAUAAACUUCCUUGUUUACGUGCUGAGAGAAGCUCAUGCAGCAGAUUGACGGGGGGAGGUCGUGUUGUGGGUGUACUCAUAAACCAGCACAACCUAACAAAUCCAAUUAAAUGGCAGUUAACCUAUGUAACUGUAUUGUGAAUUAAUAUUUAGAAGAAGAAAAACGUAUUUUAACCUUUCCUUAAAAAAUAAUGCAUGCAUAUACUGUAUCGGAACACCCCUUACAUUAUGGUACAUUCCGUCGCGAAGCUUAUUUCCCGCACCGCUUCCGCAGGGAAUGACUGAACGCUUAGAAAACUUCGCGGAAAGACAAUGAAGCCAACAUCAGUUAAUGACAUUAUUAUUAUGUCUUUAUGUCUUUUCUCACAGUUUGUUCGAGGGCUGGAGGACUGCAGAAGUGGAAUGUAUCCACCUAAAGGACCAACGUUUAAAGGUAAUGUGACCUUGUACACUGUUAAUCUCGAUUUACCUCCUAGUGAGAGAUGGACGCAAGUGAUCAAAGAUAAAAACACAGAGUUGAUCACAAUGGUGCAAACAAUAAAAGACCUGGCCAAGGGCUUUUUUGAUGGAAAACUUGUUGAUUUAGUAGACGAGGAGCUGCCUUUGAUUGUGGAUACACUUCCACAACCUUUCAGUGAUGAAAUUAAGGGAAUAGCAGCGGUUUCUGGCAUCCCUCUAGGUGAAAUUACACUGUUCAAUAUCUUUUAUGAGGUUUUCACUGUUUGCACAUCAAUUGUUGCAGAAGACUUUAAUGGAAAUAUUUACCAUGCCCGGAAUUUGGACUUUGGACUGUUUAUGGGGUGGGAUCGACAGAAUAAAACAUGGACUUUAACAGAGAAGCUUAAGCCUCUUGUGGUGAAUGUCAAUUUCCAAAGAGGCAACAAAACCGUCUUUAAAUCAACAAACUUUGCCGGAUAUGUUGGCAUGCUUACUGGAAUUAGACCUGGUGAAUUCAGUCUAACAAUGAAUGAGCGUUUCAACCUCGAUGGAGGUUAUGUAGGGUUUCUGGAAUGGAUUUUUGGCAAGAGAGAUGGAAUGUGGAUGGGUUUUCUCACUCGGAAAGUUCUGGAAAAUGCUACCAGUUAUGAGGAUGCCAAAGGCCAGCUCUCUCUGACGAAACUGCUUGCACCAGCUUACUUCAUCUUGGGUGGUAACCAAACGGGUCAAGGUUGUGUGAUAACCAGGACGAGAAUAAACACAUUAGACAUAUGGGAACUUGAUAUGAAGCUUGGGAGAUGGUAUGUCCUGGAAACAAACUAUGAUCACUGGGAAAAGCCUAUGAUAUUUGAUGACCGCAGAACACCAGCAAUGAAGUGCAUGAAUCAAACCACACAAGCGAGCAUUUCUCUGGCGUCAAUAUAUGAUGUUCUGUCUACAAAACCAGUUCUUAAUAAGUUGACAACCUACACAUCACUGAUGGAAGUGUCAACUGGAUCUCUGGAGUCUUAUAUCAGAGAUUGUCCAAAUCCAUGUACGCCAUGGUGAUCUGCCAUCAAAUCUGAAUUAACUAAGGCAUAUGAAAUACUGUUCUGGAUCUCUGUCAUUACACAGCGGUGUAUAAGAAAAGGAGGAUGUUAAAAUGCAACAUUGGUUGCAAUUCUACAUCUGAACUUGCACAUACCUGUUCUCAUAGACUCGUCUGUUGUAGCUGCUUUACCACUGCAACAUUUGUGUAGUUGUGCAAAAGUAUAACGGUUUCUUUUGUGUAACAAACUCUGAAUAACCACACAUUUUAAAUGGAAAUGUUUUUUUGGUUGUUGUUUCCUUUGUGUUGCCUUUUUUCUUUAAUAUUUUGAGUAUACUGUAUAAGGAAAUCUAUUUUUCUGAAAUCCUUGGUAAUGAUGCUGAAAAGUAUUUUCGUAAUUUAUACUGACAUUUUAUGUGUCCCUUUCUGGACUGUGUUGAAUGUGUAAAUUGAUGUUUGUGACUCUAAUACAUCCAAGUCACAAACAAUUUUUUCACGGUACUGAAUUAGCCCCCCACACACACACACAAAUGUAAUAUAUAAAACUGUGUAUA
Messenger RNA from Onychostoma macrolepis, 2324 nucleotides. It is a transcript of the gene asah1a, whose product is annotated as N-acylsphingosine amidohydrolase (acid ceramidase) 1a. The transcript is spliced from 14 exons. Gene Ontology annotation, cellular component: lysosome. Bases 618 to 1790 code for a protein of 390 amino acids. The record is from RefSeq and is a predicted model, not a curated record. Gene Ontology annotation, molecular function: N-acylsphingosine amidohydrolase activity; fatty acid amide hydrolase activity. Gene Ontology annotation, biological process: fatty acid metabolic process. NCBI's taxonomy places the organism in Eukaryota, Metazoa, Chordata, Actinopteri, Cypriniformes, Cyprinidae.